Molecule: messenger RNA, 1332 nt
Organism: Cryptococcus amylolentus CBS 6039
Lineage: Eukaryota; Fungi; Basidiomycota; Tremellomycetes; Tremellales; Cryptococcaceae
Exons: 4
Coding region: 1-1332 (443 amino acids)
Biological process (GO): iron-sulfur cluster assembly
Cellular component (GO): cytosolic [4Fe-4S] assembly targeting complex
Molecular function (GO): protein binding
Source: RefSeq, a predicted model, not a curated record
AUGCCAGAGCUACAAGAGCUCGCCUCCCUCCCUGCCCACGCCGACCCCGCCUGGACAGUCACAUUCAACCCCACCCGCCCCCUCCUCGCAUCAUGCUCCACAGACCGCACCAUCCGGCUCUUCUCUUACAUCCUCCCCUCCUCCUCCCCCUCCGAGGGCCUCCCGGGCAAGGACGACCCCCAGCCGGUUUUUAGUUUGAUGAAGGUGAUAGAGACGGAGCAUAAGAGGACUGUGAGGAGUAUUGCGUGGUCCCCGGAUGGACGGACGCUUGCUUCUGGGAGUUUCGAUUCGACAGUCGGGGUUUGGGAGGAGGUUGUUCCGACGUCGGAUGACGAGGAUGAUGGGGAUGAGGGAGUGUAUAAGCCUGAGGGGAGUGAUGAUGACGAUGUGGGAGGGAGUAAGGAGAAGGAGUGGGAGUGCGUGACGACGCUGGAAGGGCAUGAGAGUGAAUGUAAGAGCGUUGGCUUUUCGUCGGAUGGUGCGCUUUUGGCCAGUUGUUCGAGAGACAAGAGUGUCUGGGUAUGGGAAGUUCAACCGGAUGCGGACUUUGAGUGUAUAGCGGUCAUGAUGGAACACUCACAGGACGUCAAGGGCAUCGCCUGGCACCCUCAUGAGGAGAUUCUCGCAUCUGCAUCAUACGACUCCAACAUCCACCUCGCCUACGACGACCCCGAUUCCGACUGGUACACCUUCCAAAAACUCCACCCUUCCCUCCCACUCUCCCCACCUACUCUCCCCGCCCUCCUCAAGUCCUCUUACCCAUCUUCAGCACCCUCAUCUUCAUCAGCCCCUCAACAUCUUAUAGAAGCGCUUCUCCCAACGCAGGAGGAGCAAGAAGCCGAUGCUGCGUUGCAGGUACCAGAGUUGGAAGAGGAUGAGACGGUUUGGUGUGUUGCUUGGAGUGCGGAUGGGGGAUGGAUGGUUAGUGGAGGGGAUACUGGAGGACUGAGGGUAUGGAGGCGGACUGGCUCUCAAUCCGACUCUCCCUUCAAAGAAGUCCUCCACAUUCCCGCCCACACCCGCUCCAUCUUCUCCCUCGCCUGGUCACCUCCUCUCACCACCUCCCCCUCCGACCUCGGGCUCAUCGCGUCCGGCGGAGGGGAUGGCAAAAUCAUCAUCUGGCAAGUGACCAAGCUCGCCGGAGAAGAGGGCAAGGAGGUGGGAGUGGAUGUGAAGCCGAUAGCGGCCAAGAAGAAUGCGCAUGGGGUAGCGGAUAUCAACUCUGUCUCGUGGUGUGUUAGGGAGGAUAAGAAGGGGGCUGGGCUGGGGAUGUUGAGUAGUGCGGCGGAUGAUGGGAGUGUGAGGGUCUGGAGGGUUGUGAGGGAUGAUUAG